ACUGAACUUUUUUUCAAGAUCUGCUACAGUGGGUUGUAUAAGAAAAAGCAUAUAAAAGCAUACGCCCCUGCCCCUUCUGGAUCUAUACAGAAAAAUGGAAAUGUACAGUAUAUGUAACAUCUUGUUUGCUGACUACAGAAGAUAGAAAAUGUAUACUCCAAUCAGUCGUAUACCAGUCCCGGUUGAUCCAGUAACAUCGGUUCAUGUAUGAUCUAUGUUUUUUUAAAAGAACAACACCAUUAGAUUGUGAAAGAAAAAAAAGGGCAGCCCCAGUGCAUGUAGCUCCCGCUUGCGCAGGGUCUGGGGAAGGGUCCGGCCACUUUGGGUCUAUUGUACGCAGCCUUUCCCUACAUUUCUGCAAGAGGCUGUUUCCAGGACUUGAACCCGUGACCUCAUGGUCACAAGGCAGCAGCUUUACCACUGCGCCAAGGCUCCCCUUCAUUGUGAAAGAAAAAAAACAUCAUUUUUUUGGUGUGGCCUCAAAAAAAGAAAAGAACUUAGAUCAUUAGUCUCUAUGUGCAGCAGCCAUACGUUGGUGCCCAAUAUGUGCAGCAGCAACAAGCUGGGAUGCGACUGCCAUUUCAAACAUCUUCAAGUCCAUUUGCAAUGCAUGUAUGUGCUUUCAUGAAAAAAUGAUAGCUUGUGCCCUCUUCAAGUCAUGUGCUUUUCAUGAAAAAACUUGUUCUUCUGCUAUGUUGCAAACACUUAUAACUCUGAAAAGAAGAUAAAAAGAGAAAAGAAAGUAACUUAUACUAUGAAAUUCUAACAUGCAAAAAGGUGAAAUGAUGCAUGAAAUGAAUUUUCUUGGAAGUGGUUACAUGAGCUACACAUAAUUGUUGAUGACUGCUGAUCAAGAGGUACUAUAAGUGCCUUUAUAUUGUUGACUUUGACAUGUAUAGUGGAAACAAAAAAAAUGUUGAAAAAUGUCAACAAAUAAAAUAUAAACUACAUAACAUGUUUGUGGUCACAGGCUGGUAUUGGUGGAUCUCAACAUUCUGGUCAACAACAAGAUUCUGGUGGCACGGGGUUUUGUGAGAAUGACGCAUACAUGAUAACUGAGCGGUAUGGGCAUUUGCAAGGACAAGAUGAGGGGGGCGAGCCAACAGGGAGGCAAUAAGCGGGAAAUGUAGAUGUGGGGGCAGAAGGUUUCCCUAGCUGGAGCUGGGAUGGCAACACAGCUGAAGCGCACCAAGGUUGCAGCUACCAACCUAGAUACAGAGAACAAGACAGCGAUGAUGGUGAUUUUGACUUUGAUGAAGGUGAGGAUGACUUGGAUGAUGAUUUGGAUGAUGAAGUUGCUGCUGGUUCAAGCCAUGGACCUAGUUUCCCUAAGGACAUGAGUCUUGAUGGUGGUUUGGGUGAUGAUUCAGCAACUGCUGGCUCCAGCCAUGGCCCUAGUUUCACGGAUGGCAUGAGCUUCGAUGAUGUUUCAGACAAUGGUAAACAAGCAGACGCACAUGGAAAAAACAAGAAUGUCUGUGAUUGUGAUGAUCAACGGGAAGGUGGGCCAGUGCAACAAGAAAAUGUUGAACACCUGUCACAGGAGGACAUACUCAUGUUCAUAGAAAGUGACAGUGUCUGUGCGGCUCAGGCUCAGACUUGCAGCCAAGAAGUACGGAGCUACCAUGUGCCAUAUGUGGGCAUGGUCUUUGAUUCUUGUGAUGCUGCCCAUGCAUUCUACAAUGAGUAUGCAACCAUUUGUGGGUUUGCAAUCAAGAAAGCAGGCAACUACCAUGCAACUAAACCUGGUGGCAAGGCAGUGUCCCAUUACACUUACAGGUGCAACCGCUCUGGUAAAGUUGUUGGCGAGGAUGUGCUUGAAGAAAGGAAAAAACAGAGGCAGCUCAAGAAGCAAGAAAAAACAGGGAUCCCCCCGCCUGAGAAGGCAAAAAGGAAGAGGAAAAACUUCAUACAAAUAACUGGGUGCCAGGCUAAAAUGAUUGCAACACUAAAAGGAGACAAAUGGGUUGUCACGGUUGUUGACCUGGAGCACAACCACACCCUUAGCCCUCCAGACGAGAGCAAGUAUCUCAGAUCGCACAAGAAGAUGACAGAGGAAGAGAAGUUGUUUAUCAGGACAUUUAACUCUGUACAGAUGCCCACUAGGAAGAUUAUGGCCAUUCUUUCUUACCUGCGAGGGGGUGAUGCACCAUACACUAAGAAAUAUGUUAGCAAUGUGAGGACGGCAAUAAACAGAGAGAAUGGCAAGGGAGAUAUGUUGCAGGUCCUUGAUUGCUAA
Messenger RNA from Triticum aestivum (bread wheat), 2239 nucleotides. Its product is annotated as protein FAR1-RELATED SEQUENCE 5. The transcript is spliced from 3 exons. Lineage: Eukaryota; Viridiplantae; Streptophyta; Magnoliopsida; Poales; Poaceae. The record is from RefSeq and is a predicted model, not a curated record. Bases 1337 to 2239 code for a protein of 300 amino acids.